This is a messenger RNA of Penicillium verrucosum, 1620 nucleotides long. Its product is annotated as DUF4246 domain-containing protein. The transcript is spliced from 3 exons. NCBI's taxonomy places the organism in Eukaryota, Fungi, Ascomycota, Eurotiomycetes, Eurotiales, Aspergillaceae. The coding region runs from base 1 to 1620 and encodes 539 amino acids. The record is from RefSeq and is a predicted model, not a curated record.
AUGCGGGUCAUGGAUAUGAUCACGGAUGAGCCCGGAUGGGAUCAAAAGGUCUUCGAUGAGGAUAUCACGGCUGAAUGGCGGAAUAAGAUCGUCCGCAUUGGACAAUACGUGACUCCGAAGAUGAUGGAUUGGAUUAUCAAAGAGCUUCAAUGGAAAGCCGGCGUCUUCAAAGAGAAAGGCCUUGUCCAUGUCUUUGAUGUGGGUGUGGUUAAGUCCGAUACCGCCGUGUCGAAAGAACUACAGCAAGCAUUAAAAGAGGCCGUGAAGGCUCUCGAGAACAUUCCAGAGGACCAGAAAGACUAUCACCCGGGAUCUGACAACAAGGUGGUCAAUUUAGUGAACCCCUCGCUAUUCCCGGUAAGAUACGGCCAGACUCAUGUUCUCGCAAAUCGAACCAUCGGUCUGGAUAACUGCCUAAGCAGUGUGGGACAGGGAAACUUAAUCCCCGUUCCCUCCACCGAGAACUGCCGUCCGCAUAAUGAAUAUAACGAACACCACCCUCGCAUCCCGGAGAGGGAGAUUCCAGUCUUCAGCGAGAAGUUCCAAUUGCUCCCGUGUGAUGUGGAACUCACCCAUGACGCCGGCUGCAGAAUUGUCUCGUAUAUCAACAAUGUCCAUCCCGUCGACCAUAAGGGGCUAUAUGAUGUGAUUGAGAAGAUCAUCGCCGGUGCAAUCCCACUCUGGGAUCAGAGCUUGACAGAAUUCUGUAUCAACAGAAUCAAUUAUCGGGAGGUCAAAUUCGGUGACCAUACGCAGCCUGAACCGAUUUGGCCUAAGAAAAACCACAAAAAUGAGCUAGAGCACCUCGAGGCCAAACUGAGGUUCUUGGAACUCAAUUGGCAGUGGAAAAUUACCCGUCCUGUUCUACUCCCUGAACCGCAAGAAUUCACUUUCCCUGGACAAUGGCGCAGGGUCAAUCUACGGAAUCAGUUCCCCAAAACGAAACUGCAGGUCAUUGUGAAGUUGGCCAACAUCGAAUUGACCACUGACAACCCCGAGUACGAAGGGUCAUGGCACCUCGAGGGACAGCUAAACGAGCGUAUUUGUGCCACCGCAAUCUACUACUACGACAGCGAAAAUAUCACCGAGGGCACCCAACGUUUCCGUCAACAUGGAAUGGACAAUAUGAUAAAUAUCAACUAUUGCAGUGGGCACCACAAGUUCCUGCAAGCAGUGUAUGGCUUUGGUGAAGAUGUCCGGGGCAGGGGCAACACUGAUGUCACACAAGACCUUGGCGGAGUCGUCUGCCAGGAAGGUCGACUCCUCACGUUCCCUAACACCGUCCAGAACCGAGUUUCUCCGUUCUCCCUGGACGACCGAUCUAAGCCUGGCCAUCGUAAAAUCCUCGUGUUAUUCCUGGUGGAUCCUCAUCGGCGGGUUAUCUCCUCUGCCAAUGUGCCCCCACAGAGGGAGGACUGGGGUGGUGAGAGACAGCAGGCUGUGAAUCAAGUUCUGUCAAGACUACCGUUGGAAUUGCAGUACAUUGUUCAGAGCUAUAUUGACCCCCUAAUGACUAUGGACGAGGCUAAGGCACACAGGUUGGAUCUUAUGAAAGACCACAGGCUCAAAUCGAGGAGACUCGAUCAAAAUUUUGAGACGGGCAACUUCCAUCUCCAGUAG